AUGGCAACCAAGGAGGCUAGCCCCCAGUGGUGGAGAGACAUAUCGAGGAUUUCCUGUCAGCUUAUCACGCUACAGCACACACUCUGACCUGCUGCUUGAUGGGAGGAGGGGCCAGCUGUGCGCAGGGGUGCGUGCUGCUGGUCCAAGACGGGAUGUUGUGCCCUACCAUCCGGCCACACGACACUGUCCCAGGGUGACAGCUGCUCCCCUGUCCCUCUCCGGGACACUACCUAGAGCUCAUUUGUUCUCCUCAAGAAGCCAAGACACAGAAGAUAAGAUGUCAUUCUCCACGUCUUCCAGCUCCACUAAUGGACAGGAAAAGAACAAUGCAAAAUCACCAUUUCGCAAGAGAGCAAGCCUACAGAUGCCCACAAACACUGAUUUGUGCAGUGUGUCGGGGCCCAAGCCUCUCAAAUCUCAGCGCUCGCUCCCGUCAGACAGACUGCGAAGUACAUCCAUGGAGGAGAAGUACAAGGAGAUUGCUGAGGAGCUCUUCUGUCGCAGCAUGGGGGACAGCGAGAUGAGGAGCGCUCCAUACGAGUUCCCGGAGGACAGCCCCAUAGAGCAGUUGGAGGAACGGCGCCACCGUCUGGAGAGGCAGAUCAGCCAAGACAUCAAGCUUGAACCCGAGAUCUUGCUCCGCGCCAAACAGGACUUCAUGAAAAUCGACAGUGCUGCAGAUCUAGAGCUAAUGAAACAACAGAGUACGGACCAGGUAGAUGCAGGCUUCAGUGAGCGCCGGAUGCCCAUAGAGAGGGAGUUCCAGCGGGUCUCUAUCUCCGGAGAAGAAAAGUGUGGGGUUCCCUUCACAGACCUUGUAGAUGCUGCUAAAUGUGUUGUAAAGGCAUUAUUCAUUCGGGAGAAAUACAUGAGUCGAUCCAUGCAGUCGUUUUGUAAGACCACCGCCCACUCUCUGCAGGACCUGGGCAUGACAAACCAGGAGCUAGGAGUCUAUGAGGAGAUCCCCGAGACCCCUGUGGAUGAUGAUGCUCCAGUUCACCCACCAGUCUCGGAGACCCACCCAUACGACAACAUGGACCCCGAUAACAUGCCUCCAGAUGCGGGUUAUGGCUGCGCAAUGGUGGAUGGAGUGGUUCAUGUCUAUACCAAAAGAGCCAACAUGGACAAGAGUUCCGAGUUGGAUUUGCCGUAUCCAGACUUGAAGGAGUACAUUGCAGAUAUGAAUGUAAUGAUGGCCUUAAUAAUUAAUGGGCCAGUGAAAUCUUUUUGCUACCGCCGCUUACAGUAUUUAAGCUCUAAAUUUCAAAUGCACAUUCUUUUAAAUGAGAUGAAAGAAAUGGCUGCACAGAAGAAGGUUCCUCACAGAGAUUUUUACAACAUACGAAAGGUUGACACACACAUACACGCCUCAUCCUGCAUGAACCAGAAGCACCUGCUGCGGUUCAUAAAGCGUGCCAUGAAGAAGUAUCCUGGUGAGAUCGUUCACAUUGAGCGUGGACGGGGCCAGACCCUGAAGGAUGUGUUUGAGAGCAUGAAUCUGACGGCCUUUGACCUCAGCGUGGACACUCUCGACAUGCAUGCAGAUCGCAACACCUUCCAUCGAUUUGAUAAAUUCAAUGCCAAGUAUAAUCCCAUUGGAGAAUCAAUCCUCCGUGAGAUCUUCAUCAAAACUGACAAUUGUAUUCAGGGAAAAUACUUUGCACACAUAGUGAAGGAAGUGAUGGCUGACCUAGAAGAAAGCAAAUACCAAAACUCCGAGCUGCGUCUCUCUGUCUAUGGGCGCUCCAGGGAUGAAUGGGACAAACUGGCAGAGUGGGCCGUCAAUCACAAAGUGUACUCUGAUAAUGUGCGCUGGCUCAUUCAGGUGCCCAGACUUUAUGAUGUCUACAAAAUAAAGAACACUCUAGCCAACUUUCAGGAGAUGUUGGAGAAUAUUUUCCUUCCUCUUUUCGAAGCCACCAUAAACCCACGCAGUCACCCUGAGCUGCAUUUAUUGUUGGACCAUGUGGUGGGCUUUGACAGUGUAGACGAUGAAUCCAAACCAGAGCAUCACAUUUUCAACCAGGAGAGUCCACUGCCUGCCAACUGGACUGAAGAAGACAACCCUCCAUACUCAUACUAUCUCUACUACACCUAUGCCAACAUGACCGUGCUCAACCACCUGCGGAGGAUAAGAGGCCUUCAUACAUUUGUGCUGCGACCCCAUUGUGGAGAGGCGGGGCCCAUCCAUCACCUGGUGUCAGGAUUCAUGUUGUCAGAGAAUAUUUCUCAUGGGCUGCUGCUUAGAAAGGCUCCAGUUCUUCAGUAUCUGUACUAUCUUGCACAAGUGGGCAUUGCCAUGUCUCCUCUGAGCAACAACAGCCUGUUCCUUAGUUACCAUAGAAACCCUCUUCCAGAGUACCUGUCCCGAGGCCUCAUGGUGUCGCUGUCCACAGAUGACCCUCUGCAGUUCCACUUCACUAAGGAGCCACUGAUGGAGGAGUACAGCAUCGCAGCUCAGGUGUGGAAGCUCAGCUCCUGCGACAUGUGUGAACUGUCCCGAAACAGUGUUCUCAUGAGUGGAUUUUCACACAAGGCAAAGAGUUAUUGGCUGGGUCCCAGCUACAUGAGAGAGGGUCCUGAGAGCAAUGAUAUCCGGCGGACAAACGUCCCUGACAUUCGAGUGGCGUAUCGCCACGAGACGCUUUCGGAGGAGCUGCAGCUCAUCACUCAUGCGGUCCGCACAGACGAACUGGACGCUAUAGAUGAGGAGGACACUCUCACCAUGGGACCACUUUCAGGACAACGCUAACUGUCACAACAUCUGCUCUAACUGUCCCGUUAUUAACCCAGCAUGUCACUGUAGAGAGAGGACAGCACCAGUCACUAGCCUUGUGUUAAGAAUGUGUUCAAAAGCACAACAAUCACUUCAGGGGGCUGUUGUCCCCUGGUUUGCCCUUGACCAGCUCAGCUAGGCCCCUGUUUAACAAGCGGCCAGGACAGUGCCUGUGUAACUCAUAGAUUUAGAAUGUGUCCUGGCUAAAACCAUGAGGUCAUAAAAACACCAGUUACACAGUAACCUUGUACUCAUGGUUUGAUUUUAGGAAAGUACUUUGAUCCACCGUCCUGCCAAAGCCAUAACAAUAUACUAAGACUGUUCAGUAGUUAUGUAUUGUAGAUUUAUAGAAUAAAAAACAUUUUUAUUUCAAACUAAAAUGAUGGCCUCUACACAGCCACGCCUAGGUUAGGCGGUUAGGCUUAGUUAGUUUUAAUGUUCCAAGUGUAGAACAUCUGCUACAGAUCUCCCUUUGGCCAGUGAAAACAUUCCGUAAAUGUAGUUUACUUUAGUUGAGAAGAAGAAUCUAAUAUCAAUAGUAACUGUGUUUUGAUUCCAUUUGGUCCCAUGCAGCAUACAAUACAACACAUACACACAUAUUUAUAAUGUAAUAUUUAAUUUCACAUAAAACAAUAUGAAAAGCAUGUAGAUGCUUAAAUUCCUGAUCAUAUAGAACUGCCCAGACCAACUGACCACUGUUGAUAAGUUCAUCACUUAAUCCACAUUGAUCUGCAAAUGGUCUAUUGUAAGUCUGCACAAUAGAAAAGCACAGGGAUGGACACUACAAAUGUACUUUUUCUCUGUAAGUCUCAAAGAUUCAGUAACCUGAUUGUUGCAUAGCUCUUAAGCAUGUAACUUAAUUACAACAAAUGUUCCACUUCCUCCUCUGCAUGCAUCAUAUACAGUACUACACUCUGUACUCGGCACUUGUUUUAAAUUCAUUUCAUAGCUGGGCUUUCUACAGUAACACCGCUCGGUCAUAUACACUAUGUGCAUGCAUGGAGAUGGCCUUUUGUUAUUAUAACAAAGCUUCUGCCUUGAAGUGCUUUGGUUGCAUGCUGCAUGAGGAAUGGAUAAAAGGAUUGAAUGAGUUCAAACUGUACGUAUAUGGUGAACACAUGCACAGCAUCAUGCGUCUAGUCAGAGUAACAAACCAGGAUUAUUAAACAUGCCCUGAUGUUUCAAAUGUCCACAAGUGUUAUUACUACACUGUUCCUGCCUCUGGGCCAGUCCAGCUUCAGAAACAUACAGUUCUAAUGUCCAAUGACAGACAGGUGAGACAGGUGAAAAGGUUCAGCUGUUUAGUGUUGCCUCAGCUGUAGCUUUCAGUUUUAAAGGGAUGACAUAAUAUAAUGUGAGCAUGGUGUACCAUGUUAAACCAUGUUAAAAUGUAUUUUUUAUGAUACAGAAUUUAUAUUCACUAAAUUCAUGUUGCCAAGUAAAUUAGUAAUGUCUUCUAGACAAGCCUUAUUUGUUUGCUUUUUAUCUAUAUCUGUGUCAAUCAUUGAAUGCGAUCUCGAUUUGGACAUGCUGCAGCAGCCUUUUACUCAUGCACAUCUUCUGAAAUGUAGCCUUUAUAUUUACCUCUUACUAAAAGCCAAAACUCUCUGGGGUAGCUUUUCAUUUCUGUCCAUAGCAGAGGUUUUGUAUUUUUAGAUAUUUUUGUGGCCAGACUUGUCAGGAAACAGUUUGUUGUAUGUUCACCUACUGUAGACCCUACCUCACCAGAACUCAGUUGUAACAGCCUUGUUUCAUCUUAACAGUUUUAUCCAUCAGUUUAACCAUUACAAUUGCGCAUACAUCAUAAUAGGUGAAUGGUUGAUCAACACCUCUGCAUCUAAGUCCAUAUAACUGUCUUCAGUGUUGGCUCACAUUUGACAUAUUUUGAGUUGAGCCAUCUUGUUCUGCCAUUUACUUAUGUUGUUUACAUUAUAGUUUUAAUGUUUCCUUUAUGAUUUAUCUGAAAUGUAUUGUCACAGAUGCUAUUCAACUUAAGUGUACAUGUAAACAAUAAAGCAUGUUUAUACAGUUUAA
This is a messenger RNA of Boleophthalmus pectinirostris (great blue-spotted mudskipper), 4810 nucleotides long. RefSeq names its product AMP deaminase 2-like. The transcript is spliced from 18 exons. Gene Ontology annotation, biological process: IMP salvage; AMP metabolic process. Bases 278 to 2752 code for a protein of 824 amino acids. Lineage: Eukaryota; Metazoa; Chordata; Actinopteri; Gobiiformes; Gobiidae. Gene Ontology annotation, molecular function: AMP deaminase activity. The record is from RefSeq and is a predicted model, not a curated record. Gene Ontology annotation, cellular component: cytosol.